Molecule: messenger RNA, 1205 nt
Organism: Vespula pensylvanica (western yellowjacket)
Lineage: Eukaryota; Metazoa; Arthropoda; Insecta; Hymenoptera; Vespidae
Product: gastrula zinc finger protein XlCGF62.1-like
Exons: 3
Coding region: 228-1034 (268 amino acids)
Source: RefSeq, a predicted model, not a curated record
AUCAGUAUUAAAUAUUUCCUUCGAUCUAACGUCUUGUACAAAUUAAAUAGAUAUGUUCCUUUCCAUAAUCGAUCGACCGAUUGAUAAGUGAGACGACGUCUAAUGCACUGUAAAUAUACGAGACGAACGAGAAAGCCUGCGAGUUCUGCGAACAAAAAUUCCACUUCGUAACAAGAUUGGUAGCUCAUCUAAGGAUCGUUCAUGGGAUUCAUCGGCCAUUCAAAUGUAUGAUCUGUGGGAAAAACUAUCCUCAACAAUUCAUGCUAAAUGCUCAUGUAAAAAAAUGUCACACGCCAAAAACCGUGCCAUGUACGCAAUGUACCUUUAUGGGGGUUGAUACGAGCGACGUGGAGAGACACAAAAAGCGUCAUCAUCGAGAAGAAAAGUUUACCUGUGAGAUAUGUAGCGAAAUAUUUACCGAGAAAGUUGCACUCACCGCUCAUACGACUAUGCACAAUUUUAUGGAGUAUCAUCAGUGUAACGCAUGCGGUGGAACAUUUAACGACGUUUACAGUUUAAAAGAACACAAUCGUUUGUACCAUUAUGAUCCUAGCAGUGUGAUGACGGACGACAAACUCUUACAAUCGGAGCGUCAAAGUUCGGAACACAAAUGUGAUAUUUGUGGAAAAAUUUACAAAUACAAAUCUGUAUUAAAACAGCACAAAGUGAAAGCCCACGGUGAUUCGUCGAAUUACGAGAGACGUCGAUAUCUUUGUGCUCUGUGCGGCAAGGAAUUAAAAACAGCAAAGGGUCUCGAAAUUCAUAACAGAUCGCACACAGGUGAGAAACCAUACACUUGUGAAAUUUGCGGCAAGUGUUUCGCUUGUGAAACUCUUUUAAGGACUCACAAUGUCACACACACGGGAGAAAGAAAAUAUUCGUGUGAUCAGUGUGGGAAAGCAUUUACACAAAGAUCCACACUUGUCGUUCAUAAAAGAUAUCACACGGGUGAGAGGCCCUACGUGUGUUCUCAAUGUGGUAAAGGUUUUGUUACUAGAACGGUUUUGAAUACUCAUAUGAAAUCGUGUCGAUAAAAAGUUAUACUCUUGUUGUGAUAUAAGAAAAUCGGACUCUUCGACUUACACUUCCAUGUUUAUCGAUUUUUAUAUCUACAUUUACACUUGUAAGAUUAAUUUUGAUAUGAUAAUAUAAAAGUUCUUCCCAGGUGGAAUCGAACGAUCGAACAACGUCCAUUAAUAUAAAAU